GGGCGAAAGAGGGGAAAAAAAGCGAGAAACGUGAGAAGAAAACCUAAUGGGUAAGAUCGGAUCUGAAACCUCUACCGCUUACUGCGACAUCAAAGAUGGAUGGCAGACAAUUGUCUCGAAGCACUAUCACAACCAUUAUUUUAUGGUCUUUGGCGGCGUUUUCAGCGAGGAUGUUCCGAAUGAAAGCCUAGCUAACAACAACGCCUUCCGUGUACUCAUGACGUUGGAAGAGGAAAAUGAAAAGCCGAUUUUGUCUUUUUCCGAAGCCGCGGCAAAGAUCGAUCCCUCUCAUCUUGCGGCUUUCCUCGACGAAAAGAAGGUAAUAUCCGGUUCGAGCGAUCUCUACGUAUGGAGAUUUUACUAUUACCUUGAGAAAGCUUUUUCCCAAGUAUCAUUACCAUGGGUCAAGUUGUUAAAGGAAUUGCCUUUGUCCAAGCUGAUCAAUGACCAUGUUUCAUUAUGUCUUCUUCCUGUAUCUGUCUACGACAUAUCAGCCGAUUGGUUCAAGAAUCUUCAUAAUGAUUCACCCUUGAAUUUCGUUGCUUGGGCGCUUAAUAAGAUUCUCACCGAUUGGGAAUCAGAACAACAAAGACUCUCUUCUAACGCUGUGGCCAAAUUUGUUGGAUUAGCCUUGGUAUUGGGUAGUAGUAAGCCUGAUGUUGUUACUACUGCUUUGCGGAUGCUGAGGUGGAGACCUAUGUAUCAAGGCCAGGACAAGCUUCCGGUUCUAGUUUUGAUACUGGCUCAGGCCACCCACGGUGAUUUCUCUGCUGGCUUGUAUUCAUGGGCUCAUGUGUUGUUACCACUAGUCGGCAGUUACAAGCGCCGCCGCCCUCGCUCAAUUGAUCUCAUCCUGCAAUUUGUUGAGAUCUUUUUGUCAAAUCCAGAGGCUCAGACCAUACUUGUAAAUCGACCUGUUAGGGAGGGAGAGCGGCUGAUUCCCCCUUCUUCAUUUGAGACCUUGCUGCGGCUUACAUUCCCUGCUCCAUCCGCUAGAGUAAAGGCAACAAAGAGGUUUGAGGCAAUUUAUCCUUGUUGAAAGAAGUAGCCCUUGCACCCGAGACUGCAACAGGAGGAAAGGCAGUGGAACAGAUAUUCACUUUUUCUUUGAAAUUAGCUGGAGAAGGUGUUGUUACAGGAAAUCCUGGUCUAGCCAAGGAAGCUGCAGCAAUCGCUAUCCGGUCUGUGACAGAACACGUUGAUUGCUUUAACCACUGGGAUAUUCUCUAUAAGGAGCAUCUAGAAGCUAGCGUUGCUCUUCUUAGAAAGCUUGCAGACGAAUGGAAGGAUCAUGCCCCUAAAUUAUUAUCAUCACCAGGUGAUACUCUCACUGUCAAUCGAGCUAUGAGGAGCUUCAGGCUUAAGAAUGAAAAAGCCAUCUCUGAAGGAGGUGCCAAUUGUUCACUUUACGAAGAAGCUGACGAGUCCUGCAAACUGAUCUCGGGGAGACUCUCCCGUGCAAGUGGCCGCCUCAAAAUUACACCCAUUAUGGCUGUGGUUCUUGUUUCUGCAUGCACCUGUGCAGGAAGCAUUGCAGCCGCACUUGCUCUAUCUUACUAGCAAGCAUAAUGAGGUUUUCGUUUUUUAUAAUCAAAAGUUGGGAUCUAUAGGGCUGGUCCAACCUUAUCGCAUAUGUAAUAUGGGUGUUGUUUUAUGUAUAACCAUGAAAGCUUGACAUCUUUGUUUAUGUUUGACAUUUUGAACAACAAAAUCAGUGUUAUU
This is a messenger RNA of Camelina sativa (false flax), 1722 nucleotides long. RefSeq lists its product as uncharacterized. The record is from RefSeq and is a predicted model, not a curated record. NCBI's taxonomy places the organism in Eukaryota, Viridiplantae, Streptophyta, Magnoliopsida, Brassicales, Brassicaceae. Gene Ontology annotation, cellular component: Golgi apparatus; endoplasmic reticulum.